AUGAAUGCCAUUCACCUUUACCUCUCAGGUGAAUUUGAUACCACCAGACGGGAGUCCGCCAGAGUGCCUACCCAAAUACGAGGUUACGGACGUCUAGCUUAUGGCGAGCCAGUUGAAGAGUCCGAGAUAUCUUGCAUCACGAAGAGUUUGCAAAGCUGCUGGGCUGCCUUAAAGCAAGACCGAGCUCCCGAUACCUGGGGCAAGGCCGGAAACAAGAUCCUCGACGAAGUUGCGGAGGAGAUGGCACGUUUGCACCCUAUUCUUGCCUUGUGCGAAAACGGAUGGAAGGUACAUGCGAUUGCGACAGAACGGUAUCCCUCAUGGACAGCUACACACCUGGACAAGAAAAAAAGGAAGGUUGACAACACAGGGUUCAACGAUCGUGGCACAUCAAAACAGCAGAAAGUAUCUGGGCCUGUUGAGCCUGAGUCUGAUGUAUUAAAGUCUCGAAUCACUGGCGAUGAGUCUACUAGUAACCUCUCCGAGCCUAAGGUGAAACAGGACACACCGCCGAAAGACAUUAUCACGACUCCCAUCCUCAAUUUCCAGAAUGGUUCGAGAAGCGAUAUCAGCACUUCCGAGCAGGAGCAGAUAUGGAACGGCAAUACAGUCGACAUCAUCAACAAGAUCUCUUCGGGGAAGAAAGACGCAAAUGACGAAACACGUCCAACAUAGGGUCAAUGACCCCAACGG
Suillus discolor is the source of this 693-nucleotide messenger RNA. RefSeq lists its product as uncharacterized. Bases 1 to 675 code for a protein of 224 amino acids. Lineage: Eukaryota; Fungi; Basidiomycota; Agaricomycetes; Boletales; Suillaceae. The record is from RefSeq and is a predicted model, not a curated record. The transcript has 3 exons.